AUGUCCAGCUGUCGGAAGUCCAUGCCGGCGAGAACGCCAAGACGUUUGCCCAGAUCGAACUCGAGAAGGAGAACCGCAAGAUCAUGGACACGGUCGGCGAGCUGGGCUUCCAGCAGAAGGUCGAAGAACGGCCUGACACGGGCUUGUUCUUUAAGUAUUAACGCAGCCUCACCGUCCGCGCGGGUAGUAGAUCCAUCUCUUUUCGUAACGAGCCGCAUCGUCUUGAAUUCUGUCGCCGUGUUGUAA
Saprolegnia parasitica CBS 223.65 is the source of this 246-nucleotide messenger RNA. RefSeq lists its product as hypothetical. The record is from RefSeq and is a predicted model, not a curated record. NCBI's taxonomy places the organism in Eukaryota, Oomycota, Saprolegniomycetes, Saprolegniales, Saprolegniaceae. The coding region runs from base 1 to 246 and encodes 81 amino acids. The transcript is spliced from 2 exons.